Necator americanus (New World hookworm) is the source of this 216-nucleotide messenger RNA. RefSeq lists its product as uncharacterized. The record is from RefSeq and is a predicted model, not a curated record. The coding region runs from base 1 to 216 and encodes 71 amino acids. The transcript is spliced from 2 exons. Lineage: Eukaryota; Metazoa; Nematoda; Chromadorea; Rhabditida; Ancylostomatidae.
AUGAAUCCGUUCAGUGCAACUGUGCUUUUGGAAAUGCUACUCGAAAUCAACGGAGUCAAGCUUGUGAUGGGAUUUUCCUAUCGGAGGUCUGACUGCACAAACAUUGAGUGUGUUCAUCACCGUGGCAUCUGCCUUCGAUUGUUUGAUACUUGUGGCGGCAAGCCAAAAAGUACGUCACAGAUUUUGCUCUGUCAACACCUCCAUUUUGGUGAGUGA